CAUACAGAAGCACAUGAACUUAUGUUUGCUGCAGAGUGUCUUAGGACAGAGUUCUCUCACAGCUUGGUUCCUCUUCUCCCCUUCUUCCUAUUUCUUUCCUUCCUCCUUUGAGUUCCCUCUUUAUAGUAUUUGCAUAUCGUGCUGAAUAGGUUCAGACACUACAAUUCUUAUCUUCUUGUUUUAAGAUAUUGAAUCUCUGUAUGUGGCCCGAGUGAUUCCGUGUUGUGGUUUCUCAUUCUCAUGUGGGACAUCACAUCUGGAAAUCUCUCUUCUCAUAUAUAAUUGUGUGAUAUGACAAUUUAUUGCCGUGUUGGUUCUCACAUACCACGAGUUUUGGGCAGGAGACAAGGUGCGUUUUCUGAGUGAGGCAGGUCUCUUCUUGAUAUGGCUUCAGAAAUCACCUAUGCAGAAGUGAAGUUCAAGAAUGAAUCCAAAUCCUCAGGCACCUACUCAGAUUCUGCUACAGCUCCCAAAGUGAAGCCCACCCCUCAUCUAAGUAAGUCUGGCCGCCCCUCGCUGCUCUUCACAUCACUGAUGGCACUUUUCCUGCUGUUGGCCAUCACAUUCUUGGCUGCUUUUAUCUUUUAUUUUCAAAAAUACUCUCAACUUUUUGAAGAAAAAAAAGCUGUAAAUUUAACUCACAAAGUUAUAACUCACAAAGAAUUGACCUGCAAAAAAGACUAUCCACCAACAUCUGUCUGGAGCUGUUGCCCAAAGGAUUGGAAGCCAUUUAGUUCCCACUGCUACUACAUUUCCACUGAUGCGGCAUCUUGGAGUAAGAGUGAGGAGAAGUGCUCCAGAAUGGGUGCUCAUCUGAUGGUGAUCCACAGCCAGGAAGAGCAGGAUUUCAUCACCAAGAUCCUGGAUCCUAAAGCUGCUUAUUAUAUUGGUCUUUUGGAUCCAAGUCAUCGACAGUGGCGCUGGGUUGAUCAGACACCAUACAAUGAAAGUGCCACGUUCUGGCACCGCGGUGAGCCCAGCAGUGGCAACGAACAAUGUGUUAUAAUAAAUCAUCGAGAUUCUGGUUGGGGCUGGAAUGACGCCCUUUGUAGUGGUGAACAGAAGUUAGUUUGUCAGAUGAAGAAAAUAUACUUAUGAAUCAAUCAUUAUUCAUGAACAUGGGAUUGCAUUUUUAUCAACCAUUACACGGAGACUUGGAAAGAUCUUCUUGAGAAGAGAUGUCCAUAGAAAUUUAGGUAGGCAGCCAAAAGUUUUACAUAUGAUAAUACUGGUUCACAUAUAUAGUUAUACUUAUUUAUUCAUCCUUUACUCUUUAUAUAAUGAGAAUUUCCCAUAUGCCAGAGACUCUACAGGAUCUCUUUGUGCAUAUGUAGAAGCACUCCAGCUUCUCUGUCCAUUCUUAGAUUCCUAAAGUCUUAUUUGAUUAUAGAAUUGUAUGGUGUGUUCCCUCUACCCAUCUGUCUCUCUCUUUGUUCCUCUGUCUUUGGAUUUAUUCAUGUAUAAUUGACAAAUAAAUCAUGUAUAUUUACAUUACACUGUCUUGACAUGUAUUAUUCAAUGGCUACCACAACAACACCCUCUAUUACCUAACAUAGUUGUCUGUUUUGUGUGUGGUGUUAGAAAAUUUAGAUCUUCUUUAGCAAAUUCAAACAGACAGAGUGACAUUGUUACCAUUGACACCUUGAAAUUGUAACUGCUUACUCAUAUUUUCUCUGGCAGUUUGUGCCCUUCCAUCAGCAUUUUCUCAUGUCCCCCAAUACCUGCACUACCAGGAACCAUUCAGGAUCUUGGUCCCCAUGGCUAGUGUGUCAGGUGCUGUGGGUGCCGUGAGGCUGAUGUGGGCCUCUAAUGGUGGCUGAUCCUGGGCUGGGUGACCUUCCUCAGAGCAAGUCUAAGAAGAUGAUAGCCAACCUUCUACUGGCACCGCCUGUUGUUCUCGGUGUCCCAUCCUGUGCCUGCCGCAUUAGGGACAGCCUCUGCCCUGUGGAUGGACAUUGAGGAGAGCCACAUGUCCCAUGGAGCCUGCAUGCUGCUUAACACUUUGGAAGCCUUUUCAACUUCUUAUCAUGAAUAUUUUGAAACAGAAGUUGACUGGCUGGUAUCAUCAAUACCCAUAUAAUUACCAUGUAUAGUAAUGAUUGUUGACAUUUUGAUAAUUUGAUAUAUAUAUAUAUUUGUGUAUGUAUAUAUGCACAUGAUAUUUGAUAGGGCACUUGAUAGCUAGUUUGGUACAUAACACUUCAGUCAAUAUUUCAAUAUAUAUCAUCUAAAAUUGUCAUUGCACAACAAAACAAUACCACUAUCACUCUUAGAAAAUUUAACAAUUAUUUUCUCAUAUG
Messenger RNA from Peromyscus leucopus (white-footed mouse), 2300 nucleotides. Its product is annotated as C-type lectin domain family 4 member A-like. The coding region runs from base 385 to 1098 and encodes 237 amino acids. The transcript has 6 exons. Lineage: Eukaryota; Metazoa; Chordata; Mammalia; Rodentia; Cricetidae. The record is from RefSeq and is a predicted model, not a curated record.